GCUCCGACAGAGGCACUGGGGGAGGAGAGAGAGUCGCGUUGUGUGAGUGAGUAGAAGAAUAAAAAAAGUGUGGAGAAAGAGAGAGGUAGCCGUCUCGUUUCGGAAUUUAACAGAGAAGAAAUCAUUUUGGCCGCGAGAUGUCUAAUAACGACGAAGAUGCGGUCGAGGCGGAGUAAACGGCGACAGGACAGUUGAGUGAAAGUAGUUGUAAACAAGCGAAGGGACGAAGGGUUUGUUGGUUGUUCGGAGGAGUCGGGACGGCUGUACGCUUUUCCGCUACAACUUCUUCGGCGGAUUGAACGCUGUGUCUGGACAGCGAGGUCUCGGCCGUUUAACUCAGUGGAAACAACCUGUCGGUGGGCUGAGGACAGGGUUAGCGAGGGAAGAGGCACCCAGGCGGCAGAAACUUUAUUUGAGCUUCCUCGACGACUUAUUCUUCUUCAUUUGGAUCCAAAGGCUGAGACCAGACCGACUUUUUGUUCUCCAAGUCUCCGGAGGAAUUCUCCCGACACUCUUCGGAUCCUUGCCUGCAGUCUGACUUGAUCAAAACAAUGAAGACCCCCGGAGACACUGGUUUCGCCUUCCCAGACUGGGCCUACAAGCCCGAGUCGAGCCCCGGGUCCCGGCAGAUCCAGCUGUGGCACUUCAUCCUGGAGCUGCUGAGGAAGGAGGAGUACCACGACGUCAUUGCCUGGCAGGGCGACUACGGGGAGUUUGUCAUCAAGGACCCCGACGAGGUGGCCCGUCUCUGGGGGGCCCGCAAGUGCAAACCACAGAUGAACUACGACAAGCUGAGCCGUGCACUGAGGUACUAUUACAACAAGCGCAUCCUGCACAAGACCAAGGGCAAGCGCUUCACCUACAAGUUCAACUUCAACAAGCUGGUCCUGGUCAACUACCCCUUCAUCGACGUGGGCUCCGGAGGCAGCGCCGUCCCCCAGAGCGCCCCGCCCGUGCCCACCAGCGGCAGCUCCCACUUCCGCUUCCCCUCCACGCCCAGCGAGGUGCUGUCGCCCAAUGAGGAGCUGCGCAGCCCUGGGGGCGUGUUCGGGGCGGUAGCGCGCCGCAUGGGCCGCGGCUCCGUCAGCGACUGCAGCGACGGCACCUCCGUCAACUCGGAGAUCGAGGAGGGCAACGGGGGCGCGGCCGAGGAGCGCGGCGGGGAGAGGGGCCUGAGCGGGGGAGGGGGCGGAGGAGUGGGGUUCAGGGGCCUGAUCCACCCGCGCCUCUCCCACGAGUCCCUCCUCCGCAUGUACGGAGCGGGGAACCCCGCCGGCCACCACGGCUCCCGGGGCCCGCACAGGGGCCACCAGGAGCCCAUCUCCCCCUUCCCCGUGUCGCCGCUGCCGGGGCCCGGGGGCUCCGGCCUGCUGGCCCCGCCCCUCUCCCCGGCGCUCUCCAUGACCCCCUCCUCCCACCUGCCCUACACCCCCUCCCCCACCCUGUCGCCCAUGCUGGGCUCCCACUUCUCCUUCAACCCCGAGGACAUGAAGCGCUACCUGCAGGCCCACACCCAGUCGGUGUACAACUACCACCUGAGCCCCCGCGCCUUCCUGCACUACCCCAACAUCGUCAUCCCCCAGCCCCACCGGCCCAGCGCGGACAAGGCCGCCGAGAGGGAGAGGGAGAGGGGGGGAGGACUGGGCGAGAGGGGCGAGCGAGCAGCCGCAUUGGCCGGAGGCGAGAGGGAGCGAGAGAGGGAGCGAGACAGAGAGCGCCACCCGCAGCACCCGUCUCUGGCGCACGUGGCCCUCCAUCACCACCACCACCACCCCCACCAUCACCCGCCGCACUCGGCCCACCCGCACCCCCACCCGCACUCCCACCCCACGCACCACCCGCUGCACCUGGGGGAGGAGGCGGCGCACAUGUCCCCCUUCAAGUUCAAGCUGCAGCCGCCGCCGCUGGGCCGCAAGCAGCGCGGGGACGGCCAGGGGUCCGGCCGGCAGGGCUCCAUGUCCUCCGCCUCCGGGACCUCCACGUCGGGCAUGGGCUCCUCGCUGUCCUUCGGCAGCGACCUCAGCUCGGCCGGCGGCUCGGGCCUCGUGUCGAACUCCUCGUCCACGCAGUCGCUCAACAGCGCCGGGCUGCCCAAGAUCAAGGUGGAGCCCAUCUCAGACAUCGAGUCAGAGGAGGAGGUGGAGGUGACGGACAUCAGCGAGGAGGACCCCGACGAGGACUAUGAGCUCUUCUCCGCCCGCCAUGUCCGGGGCGGCCCCGCCCACCAGCACCCCCACCGCCUCAACCACACCCACCCCCACCUCGCCAACGGCAGCGCCCUGCACCACCACCACGACCACCCCGACGACGACCUGGACGAGGACGUGUUCAAGGCGCCGGCCCCGCCCCCGCCCGGCCUCUCGCCCUUCGCCGUGUCGCCGCACCGCGCGCCCGCCCCCUUCACCCCCAGCGCCAUCGCCCCCGUCACGGCGGCGGCCAUCAAGAGCGAGCCGGCCGAUUCCCCGCCGCCCACCCAGUGCAUCCCGCUGAAGCUGCGCUUCAAGCGGCGCUGGAGCGAGGACCAGCGCAUGGAGACCUCGUCCCAAGAGGAGUCGGACGACAAGAAGGUGCGCGCCGAGCAGGAGAGGCAGCGGAACGGCGCCCGGUUGGAUACCAAGGAGGAGGAGGACAGCGGCCGGAGGCGGAGGGAAGGAGGAGGAGGAGGAGGAGGAGGAGGAGGGGGGGAGGACGCAGACAGCCCGCCCCCCCUGGUGUACGAGGGGUCUCUGGCCCCGCCCCCGCUGCUGGCGUCCCACCGGAGGGUGAGCGCCGAACUGCACCGCGCCACGGCCCAGCUCUCCCUGGAGAACAAGACCUGCUGAUGGGACACACACACACACACACACACACACACACACACACACACAGCCCCAACACUAAUGUCCCGGGACCACUGCUGAACCCCUGAGACUCCUUCACACACACGCACACUCCUCACACAC
Messenger RNA from Gadus chalcogrammus (walleye pollock), 2942 nucleotides. RefSeq names its product Ets2 repressor factor like 3 (gene erfl3). Gene Ontology annotation, cellular component: nucleus. Gene Ontology annotation, molecular function: DNA-binding transcription factor activity, RNA polymerase II-specific; sequence-specific DNA binding. The coding region runs from base 552 to 2822 and encodes 756 amino acids. Gene Ontology annotation, biological process: regulation of transcription by RNA polymerase II; cell differentiation. The record is from RefSeq and is a predicted model, not a curated record. The transcript has 6 exons. Lineage: Eukaryota; Metazoa; Chordata; Actinopteri; Gadiformes; Gadidae.